Phymastichus coffea is the source of this 11267-nucleotide messenger RNA. RefSeq names its product cubilin (gene Cubn). The coding region runs from base 1 to 11241 and encodes 3746 amino acids. Lineage: Eukaryota; Metazoa; Arthropoda; Insecta; Hymenoptera; Eulophidae. The record is from RefSeq and is a predicted model, not a curated record. Gene Ontology annotation, molecular function: calcium ion binding. The transcript is spliced from 52 exons.
AUGUCAGCACACUGGUGGUGUGGCUGGCUAUUCAUUUUUUCGCUAUGCAAUUCUUCCACCGGUUGGCUGGAGGAAAGGCCUAACUUAGAAUCUGUAAAUGGCAAUCUAUACUUGACUAGUGGAAGAGAUAAAAAUAUAACAUUAAAAACAUUAGGAGAAGGACAUAUCAACGUUAAUGACAUUAAUUUGCUUCACACUGUGUGGGCUGCUUCAAACGCAUCCCAAUUAAUCGAACGAUGGAAAAAUGGUAUACUCGACGACGUCGAAUCCACGCUGCAACGUUUGACACGAAUUGUCGAAGGUCCAGGUGGAUUGCUUCGAAAAGUCAACGCACUUAGUAAAUCUGAACCAAGACACUCCAACGACAGCAUCCCAAUUGCUCCGGAGUCGGAUCCCAUUUCUGUGUCACCAGGUACAUAUUUUCCAUACGAUUCAUUGACUGGUAUAAUGUUACAGUUACGAAGAUUAGAAAAUAAAGUUCGCACUAUCACGACGAAACUACGGAUCAAUGAGUGUAAUAGUGAUCCAUGCCAGAACGGCGGAACAUGCAUCGACUUAUAUGAUUCGUUUUCGUGUCACUGUCCACCCGAAUGGGAGGGCGAUCACUGUACUGUAGACGUGAACGAAUGCGAGCGAUUAGCCGGCAAGCCAUCUGGAUGCCAGAACGGGGCAACAUGCGUAAAUGCGCUUGGUACUUUUAGCUGUACCUGCGCCCAAGGAUGGCAUGGUUAUCUUUGCACAACUCAAAAGUCAGCUUGCGACCAAUCGAAUGACGUCGAUCUUUGUGGAAACGGCGUAUGUUUAAAAAACAAUUCUCCUUUGGGAUAUACUUGCAUAUGUAAAUUGGGUUGGGAUCAUUUAGGUGAAAACGAUCCGUCUUGCAGAAAAGAUAUUGACGAAUGUUCCGUGGGACGAUAUCCUUGUUCAGUCAAUCCACUCGUUGCCUGUCAUAAUGUCCCAGGAACCUUCUUCUGCGGAGUUUGUCCAGCUGGUUACACUGGCGAUGGAUAUAAAUGCCAAGAUAUUGACGAAUGCUUACUUAACAAUGGGGGUUGCAGUCAAACUCCACUCGUCGAUUGUAUCAAUACAUUGGGAUCUCGAACUUGUGGACCGUGUCCAGUGGGUUAUCAAGGUGACGGCAUCACAUGUUUCUUCGUGGGAAAUUGUAACGUAAACAACGGUGGCUGUCAUAGUUUAGCAACCUGUAGAGAAGAUUCAAAUGCAAAGACAUACUGUCUGUGCCCGGAAGGGUAUGAAGGUAGUGGUUUGGGCCCACAAGGCUGCGUACCAGUCAGGAAUGCUUGCCGAAGUAGUCCUUGCGUUCACGGUUCGUGUUUUUCUCAAGGUGAACAUAGUUUCAAGUGUCAUUGUAACAAAGGCUAUUCCGGUCCGUUGUGUGAUGUGGCUGUCGACCCAUGCAUUCAAAAUCCUUGCCUCAACGGCGGCACCUGUCGCAAGAAUACAAAUGGGAGUAGAUAUUGCGAGUGUACUUCGAGUUUCUCUGGGCCAUUGUGUGCUACAGCAAAAUCUGCUUGUGGUGGUUUCUUCAGAAGCGAGACCGGUUCUAUUGAAUUUCCUGUUGAGGCGGGUAGCAAAUACGACCAUUCGCUGAGCUGUGCAUGGGUCAUUUUGACCAAUCGGACACUCGUGUUGAACGUGACCUUCACUAAAUUCGCAUUGGAGACUGCGCACGGAAGCGAUGAAUGUCGACACGAUUAUGUCCAGAUCCAUGAUGGAAGGUCGGCCGGUAGUCAAAUAUUUGGUCGAUAUUGCGGCGAUCAAUUGCCGAACAAUGGCACGAUAAUUUCAACUCAUAACUCGUUGUACAUCUGGUUCCAUUCAGAUAGUACGAUUAAUAGUGACGGAUUUGCUUUGACUUGGUCGUCGGUCGAACCUCAGUGCGGUGAAGAAAUUGAAACCGAAUAUGGCUCGAUAUCUUCGCCAGGUUAUCCCGGCAAAUAUCCAGUAAAUAGAGACUGUUAUUGGACCAUAAAAGUGAGCCCUGGAAAACGAAUUGCUCUGCACUUUAUUAUGGUUGCGAUUGAGGAACAUCCAACUUGCGAGUACGAUUAUCUUGAAGUAAAUGAAACAAAUUACGCUGGUCCUCACCAAUUGGCUAUAUUUUGUAACCACAGUAAUCCUGCGAUUUUGACCAGCACGGGAGAUCAGGUCACUAUCAGAUUCCAUUCCGACAAUUCUGGAACAGACAGUGGUUUCCAUUUGUCCUUUCUCAGUAUACCAGGUUCUCCAGAUUGUGGUGGCGUUUUCACAGCCGACACUGCUGAAAUUGCUUCGCCUGGAUAUCACUCUGGUCAAUAUCGAUCAGAUGCAAUGUGCGAAUGGGAAAUACGAUUACCACCAGGUUCUCGUAUUCGUGUCCAAUGGCUAGAUUUUGAUGUUGAACGUUCGCGUAACUGCAUGUUCGACUCGGUUCAGAUUUAUGAAGGUCCAAGCAUCGAUUCACCACUAAAAGGCAAAUAUUGCGGUAACAAUUUGCCACCUGCGAUGACAAUCCAUUCGAAUAUAGUGCUUAUCCGCUUUGAAACGGACACGAAUCUCGAGGAAAAGGGUUUUAUUUUAAAGUAUGAAGUGGAAUGCGGUGGCACUUUUACUAACCCUACUGGCGUAAUAACGUCGCCGUUCUAUCCGAACCAUUAUCCCGCAUCAAAAGACUGUAAAUACCUGAUAUCUCUACCGCCGGAAAAAGCAGUUGUUCUCACUUUCGAAUUCAUGGAUAUCGAGGAAGGAACGACAAUCGAUAGCGAGACAGAGUGUUAUUUUGAUAAGCUUGAAAUUCGGGAUGGUGACUCGGAAAACUCAACGCUACUAAAGAAACUUUGUGGUUCCGAGAAAAUGAUGCCUACGGAACCCAUUUACUCUACACACAAUUACAUGUUCCUUGAAUUUUUUACCGAUUCAAAUAUUCACAAUAUGGGUUUCAAAGCAAACUAUUCAACGAUUGACCGAGAAUGCGGAGGUAUUUACCGAGAAGCGCCAGGAUCAAUAUCGUUCACACAUUCGUUAGAUCAAUCCAGCUACUCCUAUUAUAAACAAGAUUGCAUUUGGAUAAUACAUGCACCUUACAAGCAUGCUAUCCAAAUCAACUGGGUAUCUUUUCCAUCGCGUACGACGUCUGUUAACGAAGAAUGCACACGAAAUUACAUUCAGUUGGAAGAGCGAGGAGACUAUGAAGAUAAAAUAUCAAUGGGAAAAUACUGUGCUUUUAUCCCACCGCCGCAAAUGAUGACCACUCAAGGAAAUGACUUGACAAUCACGUAUCACCAGAAUGGUGGUUCCGAGGAUAUCCAAUUGUCUUUCAAUUUUAUCAAUGACACUAAUACUUGUGGUGGACAUUAUUAUGCCGAUAGUGGUUACAUACGGUCACCGAAUUAUCCUGAUGCGAAAUACCCGAAAAAUAAAGAAUGUGUAUGGAUAAUCGAAGCUAAAAAUAAGUAUUUGGUAACUCUCAAUUUUCUUUCCUUUAAAAUCGAAAAGUCCCGGCUGUGUUCAUAUGACUAUUUAGAAGUCAGGAGCGGUUCUCAAGAAAAUUCACCGUUGCUAGGCAAAUUUUGCGGAACCCAAGUGCAAGAUGAAUUGACAAGCAUGACAAAUCAAAUGUACAUUAAAUUUGUCUCAGACAAUUCUUUACAAGAAGAUGGCUUUGAAAUCCGCUGGCAUAGUUCUACAGCAGGCUGUGGAGGUAAUCUUCACACGUCUAGUGGUGCAAUAAUAUCGCCUAAUUAUCCCCAAAACUAUUACCAUCGAGCGACUUGCACGUGGAAUAUCCGGGUUGCUGCAGGCAGUGUCGUUCGUAUUACAUUUAUCGAUUUUGACAUUGAAGAACAUCCAAAAUGUUUGUUUGAUUACCUUGAAAUAGCUGACAUAAUAAAUGGAUAUGCUCAAAAUCCUGCGAGAUAUUGCGGUUCUACAAUUCCUCCAAUUGUCAUGACUCAUAGUAAUCAAAUUAAAUUGACCUUUCGAACAGAUUUAUUGACUAAUUCUCGAGGAUUCCAUCUUAGAUAUGCCACUGAGUGUGUCAACGAAGUUGAAGGCUUCCAAGGCGUGAUUGAGUCUCCUAACUUCCCUGACAGUUAUGAAAACUUGAGUAACUGCACGUGGACGAUUACAGUACCAGCUGGAAACGCUAUCAAUAUAACCUUCUCUCACUUCGACAUCGACUCAGGUCUUCGAGGAAAUUGUAAUCAGGACUACCUAAAGAUACAGGAAGGUGAUGAUACCCCCAAUACUGAGCUCGUGACAAAAUGCGGAACAGAGGAGGACGUCUUGCCAUUGAAAAUUUCUUCAAAGCAACGUCGUGUUUUCGUAAAUUUUGUCACCGAUCGUCGUGGCGUUGCCGGUGGAUUCAGGCUAGAAUGGUACGUGAAUGGAUGUAGCAGACGGUUCACUAAACCUGCAGGUACAUUUACAUCACCUGGAUACCCGAAUGGUGAUAAAUUGGACAAGGAGGUCGUAGAAUGCAUAUGGUUGAUAGAGGUAGAAUUGGAUAAGAGCAUUGAAAUUACCUUCCCAAAAAUUGAUAACACCAAGACUAGGAAUUGUCUGUCAGGAUCGAUUGAAGUUUACAAUGGACCUAACGAGAAAGCUCCUUUGUUAAUCCAUAACCUCUGCUAUUCUGACACGCCGACUACCUUCACCAGCACUGGCAAUCGAAUGACAAUUAAAUAUAUGUCGGAAACCAGCUAUGCUAGUCACGGAUUUACAGCGAACUACCAUAGCGUUCCCAUAAAAUGCGGUGGUAAAUUUAGUGGUCAAUCCGGAGUAAUACAUUCAACUAACUACCCCAAGAAUUAUCCUCACAAUGAGAAUUGUGAGUGGUUGAUUACUGUUGACAGAAACCAUGCUAUAAAUCUAACCUUCGUAGAUUUAGAUCUUGAAAGAAGUCGUAAUUGCACGGACGAUUACAUUGAGAUUCACGACGGUCCUAUACUGGGAUCGCCCAUACUAGGUAAACAUUGCCAUGCUAUAGAUGCGUUGCCGUUCUAUGUUUCAAGUGGUAAUCAAAUGCUCGUGGUAAUGAGAACCGAUGCGUUGGUAACAGCAAAGGGUUUCAUGGCACUAUACAAUCGCACCUGUGGUGCCCGAAUCACUAUUAAUGGCCAAGGAGCGAUUCAGUCAUCGCCAACCCUACACACGUCGCUAUCGCUUCUUAAUUGUACUUGGAUAUUAAGUGCCGAGGAUCCAGGAGAUAAAGUGACUUUGACAUUCAGUCACAUAAACAUACAAGAAUCUGAUGACUGCUCGAAUAAUCACAUAGAGGUGUAUGAAGGGGACGGUACUCAAGGAGUUCUUUUAGGGACGAUAUGUUCAAAUAAAAUACCAACACCUUUCUAUAGUACUGGAAAUACGCUAACUAUUCAAAUGACUGCUGAGUAUGGGCACAGCGUGGGUGACAAAUUUGAAGCCUCGUAUUCUACCUUCAGUAACGCUUGUGGAGGUAACUACACCGCAGAAAGUGGUACGAUCGCGUCUCCAAACUAUCCCUUGAGCUAUCCCAGCCAAGCAGACUGCAUCUGGAUAAUUCAAAAUGCACCUGGCAAUCGAAUUUCCUUGACCUUUGAUGAGUUUGAACUCACAGAAAGUGAGCACUGUAAUGUUGACUACGUGGAAGUUCGGGAAACCAAUGGAAUUGGAAAGUUACGUGGAGUUUUUUGCGGAAAAAAUGUUGACAGUAUUACAUCAGCACAACCGUUAUGGAUACGGUUCAAAAGUGCUCCUAAUACUUUAGGAAAUCCAAAAGGAUUUAAAGCGGAAUAUAAUUUGUUAUUUGGAGAUGAACUUACCGGUGAUUUUGGGGAAAUAGCUUCGCCGAUGUAUCCAGUUCCACAUAGAAAGAGUUCAGAUUAUUGGUGGAGAAUUACUGUCGACUUCGAUUUCGUUAUAAGGAUCGAAUUUUUAGACUUCCAUCUCGAUAGUUAUGAAGAUUACUGCUAUUCGUCGGUGAAGAUAUAUGAUGGUUACAACGAAGAUGCUCCAGAAAUGAAAGAAUUGUGUGGAAUCGCUAUUCCUGAAGAGCCUAUCACAUCUUCGAGUAAUAUUAUGUAUAUUCAAUUCGAUAGUAUUUAUGAUCAAGUAGGUAACUGGUUCCUUCUUAAGUGGACGAAGAUUCCACGACCAACCAAUACUGGAGAAAUACAAGUAGUCGAUAGUAACAAGUACAUAGUUCUGACAACAACGAACAGCAGUUAUACAUUCCACUCGCCAGGAUAUCCUGACGGUUAUGCAGAAAAUCUUAAGUAUUCUUGGACUUUCGUCACAGCACCUGGAAGUCACGUACUGUUGAGAUUUUUAUCUAUGAAUUUGGAAGAGUCGGAGAACUGCGUUACAGAUUACGUUGCAAUUUACAAUGGCCAUGUGACAACUUUCAAUUCUAAUGAAAAUCUCAUCAAAAAAGUCUGUUUAUCUAACGCCACGUCGACAAGUUAUUCCGGCCAAAAUACUAUGACUGUACAAUUUGUCUCGGAUUCCUAUUUGAAUAAGACAGGAUUUUCGGCUAUAGCUUUAGAACAAUGCGGAGGGUUACUGGAAAAGACGUUCGGCGUGAUACAAUUCAAUACUACCAGUGGAUACUCAAGAGUUCGACCGUACAUUUAUGCCUGUGAGUGGGUUGUCAAAGUGAGACCUGGACGAAGAAUUAGAGUUAACAUUAAGCAGUAUAACAUUGAAAGCAGCCAACCCAAAACGGACGAUAACUCUUGUAGAUCUAACUAUCUUGUGCUGAAAAACGGUGAAACUGCAAGCUCGCCGUUAUUGGGCAUUGGGAAGUACUGUAAUGGUGUUAUACCCCCAGUACAGAAUACCACUGGUAACUAUCUUUACAUCAAACUCGCUGUAUCUUUUGCUAGUGUUAAUUUGAAGAUAAUAUUCAAAGAACUAGGUCACGAUUGCGGUGGUAGAUUCGAUUUAUCAAGAAAGUCAGAGAUAGAAAUCACCUCUCCAAAUUAUCCUAAUAUUCCAACACCUCAUACAGAAUGUUUCUGGACAUUUAUGAGUGUUGAUGAGCAACGUAUGGCCAUACACUUUGUUGAAAGAUUCGACUUAGCUUUCAGUGAAAAUUGCGAGAAAGAGUACGUAGAGUUUAGAGAUGGUGGUACAGAGACGUCGGAGCUUCUUGGCAGAUACUGUAAAAAUAUGGCUCCGAGUUCUGUAACAACCAAAGGAAAUAUUUUAUUCGUACACUAUUAUACCGAUCUACCAGAACCUCGUAAUGGGUUCAAAGCUGUUAUCACCUCUGGUGAUGUAUGCGGAGGUAUUGAACGAAAUCCUCAAGGUGGAGUAAUAAGUUCGCCCAACUAUCCUGACUCAUAUGACACCAAAUCUCAAUUGUGUACCUGGUGGAUCAUGGCACCACAUUUCACUCGAGGCAUCAAACUUCAAUUCCAAGAUCUCGAACUUCCUACUAGACGAGAGUGUAACGAUACCGAUCAUGUAACAAUUUAUGAGAAAGUUCCUGAGACCGAAAUCGGCAAGUUUUGUGGCAGAAAUAAGCCCGGCGUCAUCGAUAUUCUAACAAGUGAAGCUAUGGUAACAUUUGUGAGUUCAUUUACCAAUACGAGACUACCAUACUCCAGAGGUUUCCGACUUAACUACACCUUCAGCCAUGAUGGUUGUGGAGGGAAUCUGAAUGGUAUGAUGGGUAUGUUCCAAACAGUUGGUUAUCCACGGCCCACAACGUAUAGAUAUUGCAGUUGGAAAAUUAACGUACCGGAAGGAUUUCAAGUCCAAGUUGACAUUAUUGAUUUAGAUCUGGCUGGAGUUACAUAUUCAUCAGGCAGUCACGUCUCGUUCCAUCACGACCCCGAUAACGUUGCUACUAUUGCAGUAGUGAGGGAAUCUUCGCAAUCAAUGACUAUUGCAAGCUCAACAAAUUUUAUGAGCAUCUAUUAUAUAUCGACGGGCGGACAUCGUGGAAUGAAAGCCAGAUUCAGAGCCGUAUAUCCUGCUCCAUGUGGAGGUAAAUUAAACUCUUGGAACGAUGUAUUGACCAAUCCACGUUCUGCCCCUUUCAACCAAUCAGCAUUUUACUGUAAAUGGACCAUCGAACAACCUGAAGAUGUAGAAUCAAUUCAAAGAGAUAGCAUGACUCUUGCUAUAACGAUAUCUGGUUUGAUUAGCAAAGGAAUCAAAUCGAUUGUGUGCCGCAACUAUCUCAAUUACAUUUCAAUCAAAGGAGAUGAACCUGUAGCUAGAGUAUGUGGAAACUGGACAGCAGAUAGAGUCACAGUGACUAGUCCUUUCAAAUCUUAUUCUAUUCAGGCUUUGAAUGCAUCUAAUGCCGAAAGAAUGAGCUUCACAGUGACGUAUAAAUGGCACAAAUGUGGAGGCAUACUGACCGGACCAUCUCAUAAGAUCCAAGCACUAAAAAAUAUAACAUACCCAGUAUACUGCGCUUGGAAAGUCAAGUAUCCAGAUGUUGACAAUAGCAUUUUAGUUACUUUUGAAAAAAUGAAUCUUGGAUCUUGCGACAAAUCUUACAUUCAAAUAAAGGGUCGCACAUUCCGUUCACCGACUCUAGGAAAAUUCUGCGGUAACGAAAAGCCUCCAAACAUUGUUAGUCCAACAAAUGAAAUUAUGAUCGAGUAUUAUGCCUCUGAAGAUGUUGGUGAUUUUGAAAUACAUAUUAAUCCGGCCGAUUAUGCAUGUGGAGGUAUUGUUACAGGCAAGCAAAGUGAAAUCCGAUCGCCAGGAUUUCCUAAUAAUUAUCCAAAUAAUACCGAAUGUGUUUGGGAAAUAAUAGCUAAUAAUGGUUUCCACGUCGGUCUUAAUUUCAUUGAAAGAUUUCACCUCGAAACUAGUGCAAAUUGUGAAAAUGACUACGUCGAGGUUUCUGAAUGGAUAGAGGAUGGCUUGAAUGAUCGUUACGAGAGUUUGGCAAAAGUUUGCGGACGAAUUGCUCCCGACAAACCUUUCAACACCACAACGAGAAAAAUGAAAGUGAAAUUCCACUCUAACGACCUAAUCGAAGGUGAAGGGUUCAAGGCUGUCUGGCAUUCGAACUGUGGUGGCGUUUAUGUAGUCUCUGAAAUGCAAAAGUAUAUUGAGUCGCCUAAUUUUCCAAUGUCAUAUCCAAUCAAUUCAAUAUGCAAUUAUACUUUGAUUGCUAAAGAAAACGAACAAAUCAUUGUCGACUUCAAGCAGUUCACUCUCGAAGGCAUGAGUGCUAAUUGUCCAUAUGACAAUGUAACAAUUCGAACUUUUUCUGGUGAUUGGAUGAGGGGUGAAAAUAUCUUCUGUGGCGUUAAUUCUCCCGGAAGAAGAAUUGCAAGAGGUAGAAUGGAAAUAGUUUUUAGAUCGGACAGUUCAGUUAAUCGUGCCGGUUUCAAAUUCGGAUAUCGACUAAAUGAUUGUGGUGGUACAGUAACAACACCGAGGAUUUUAAAUCCAAUUAUGGAAAAUAAUCCACAAUAUUUCGAAUACACAAGUUGUCAUUGGCUAAUAAAAGCUCCUGUGAAGAAGAGCGUUUUGUUACGUUUCGAACAGUUUAACAUAUCGUCAACUAUUGAAAACUGUCUAGGUAGUUUUGCGAAAGUAUUCGAGGGUAACUCCACUGCAAAAACAAACCUAAAAGGAACUUUCUGUGGAGAUUUAAGUAAAAAUUUACCGGUAUUGCAGUCUCUUGAUAAUAUAAUGACCCUCAUGUUGCAUACUAGUCCUUAUGGAGAAAAGAGUUAUGCGUUUAAAGUCGCAGUACUUUUUGUAAACAGUCCUGAGCAAGGCUGCGGAGGAAAUAUUGAAUUGACGAGUACCACGCCAUUUAAAACUCAAAAUACCGAUUAUUACGAUCCACUUCAAGAUUGUCAUUGGCUGAUCACAGCACCACAAGGUUAUAAUAUUGAGUUUACGAUCACUGACAUAGAUCUUAAAGAUACGCCAUUCAACGACACGACAGUUAAUAAGCGGAUGUCGUGCAAUAGCGAUUAUAUUGAGGUUCGUGACGGCGGACCUUAUGCGGAAAUUAUUGGUCACUAUUGUGGUAACACGGUACCAGCAACUAUUACGAGUACUUCUAACUUGCUCUGGAUUAGAUUCGUGUCUGAUAGUAUUGGUCAAGGUCGAGGCGUCAAAGGAUCGUUGAAGGCUGCAACUUCCCCUUGCGGAGUUGCCGAUUUAUACGUUGGAAAUACAACUCAAAUUCUUACUUCACCUGGUUAUCCUCAAGCUUAUCCUUCAGAAAUCACAUGCAGGUGGGUAAUACAUGGCACUACUGGGAGAUUGAAGCGAGUAAGGAUCGUUUUUGAAGACUUCAAGUUAGCCGACUCCACUUUGUGCGAAUCUGAAUUUUUUAAAAUUGUUGAUUUAAAUAAUCGCGAGGUAAUCAGCGAAGGCUUUGGCGAGAAUUUAAUCGUCGGAGGAAGUGGCAAACGUGACAUGACUGUUGUCAUCGCCAGUCGAAUUCCCCAAUCAUUCCUCAAAUAUUGUGGCUCUUUGAAGCCGCAUGAUUAUUAUAGUAAUUACAAAGACGUAGAAAUCACUUACAAAAUGUCGCCUUCUAAUUUGAAAAAGAAAGGUUUCAAACUCGAGUAUGGGAAAGCUUCUUGUUCAAGAAAUUAUACGGCCAUUCAAGGUCGAAUUAUUCACGACGAUGUUGGUGACUGCUGGAUGACGAUUGAAGUACCGAAAAAUUUCACUAUCAAUAUAUAUUUCAAUCACUUCUUCUUACCUGGCGGACCUGACUGUUCAAAAGCGAAAAUGGAGAUACGAGAGGGGGGUUCUGAUGGUCAUCUUAUCCAAAGCGUAUGCAAUUACGAAACACCGGAGCCGGUAUUCAGUACUGGCAAUCGUUUGAGUAUUCACACAUUCGUCGAUAAAGAACGAUCUUAUUUCAACAAUAUUUACGACUUCACUUAUACUUCAACGAAUUCCGGACGAGGUUGCGGAGGUGAUUUAUACAACUACGGUGGAGUGUUCACCUCACCUUUCUAUCCUAAUUCAUAUCGAAAUCGAAGCACGUGUACUUGGAAUAUCAGCGUUCCCAAAGGAAUGAAGGUUUCCCUGCAUCUUAGAAUCUUUGAUAUUGGUCCAAAGAGUAUGUGCGACACGGAUUAUUUGAGCAUAUUCAACGUCAACGCCAAUGGAGAAAAUGGGGAAGCAGCUAUAACCUACUGUGGAGGAGAUAUGCCAGCAGAGUUUACGGGACAAAGCAAUCGAAUUGCCGUUACUUAUGUUACGAGUGUGAAUAAUGGCGGUUCAGGAUGGUUAGCACAUUUUGCAGCCGUUUCAUAACAUAUGCUAUUUUUAUUAUAGUCUUA